Micropterus dolomieu (smallmouth bass) is the source of this 2043-nucleotide messenger RNA. Its product is annotated as 14-3-3 protein epsilon. The transcript is spliced from 6 exons. Gene Ontology annotation, cellular component: cytoplasm. NCBI's taxonomy places the organism in Eukaryota, Metazoa, Chordata, Actinopteri, Centrarchiformes, Centrarchidae. Gene Ontology annotation, biological process: signal transduction. The record is from RefSeq and is a predicted model, not a curated record. Bases 169 to 942 code for a protein of 257 amino acids.
GUUUCCCGGAUGGAGUAGGGACGCCAUCUUUACGCCAGUGCUACCGGUGGGUCUUCGGUUCAGCGGAGCGUCACUGCUGUUGCUGAUCCACCACCAGGACUCGAAGAGCAGCCGAUAAUCCUCCUUUUCCACCGGGACCUUGCGAACGGUCCCAAAUACCCGAGCACCAUGGCAGACAGAGAGAACCUAGUAUACCAGGCAAAACUCGCCGAACAAGCGGAGAGAUACGAUGAAAUGGUGGAGUCGAUGAAGAAAGUGGCCAGUAUGGACGUGGAGCUGACGGUAGAGGAGAGGAACCUGCUGUCAGUAGCGUAUAAGAACGUGAUAGGAGCCAGAAGAGCUUCCUGGAGGAUAAUCAGCAGCCUCGAACAGAAAGAAGAAAACAAAGGCGGAGAAGACAAACUAAAGAUGAUCCGAGAAUACAGGAAAACGGUUGAGAAAGAGCUGAAAUCAAUCUGCAACGACAUUCUGGAUGUACUGGACAAGCACCUCAUCUUAGCUGCAGUCACGGGAGAAUCUAAGGUUUUCUAUUACAAAAUGAAGGGAGAUUACCACAGGUACCUGGCAGAGUUUGCCACAGGCAAUGACAGGAAGGAGGCAGCCGAGAACAGUUUGGUUGCUUACAAAGCUGCUAGCGACAUCGCCAUGAUGGAACUCCCUCCAACGCACCCUAUUCGUCUGGGAUUGGCCCUGAACUUUUCAGUUUUCUAUUAUGAAAUCCUCAACUCGCCAGACCGUGCUUGCAGGUUGGCGAAGGAAGCAUUUGAUAAUGCCAUUGCAGAACUGGAUACGCUGAGCGAGGAAAGCUAUAAGGACUCAACACUUAUCAUGCAGUUGCUACGUGACAACUUGACACUAUGGACCUCAGACGUGCAGGGUGAUGGUGAAGAACAGAACAAAGAAGCACUGCAAGAUGCGGAGGAAGAGACCCCGCGAGACUGAACACCACAAGACAAGCCCCCCUCCUCCUCCUCCUCUUCCUCCCUUCUGUCCUCCCAGCACUAGCUCCUGUCCCCAGCCACAGUUUUCAGCUGGGUUUAUACUGCAGCCCACACUAUUUCUCUACCUUUUCCUCUUUUUCUACCCACCUGUCUCAACCUUUCUCCUCGUAUGCACGUCAUCUCCCAAUCCCCUCAGGGCCCGCUGGGGUCUUCAUCUCCACUCCCCAGGGGCGUUGUCUUAUUUUUGAUGACUGAAUUUGCAAGCCUGUACCCUUUAAGGUUCAUGUCCUAUUUUACUGUUUUUAUUUUGCUUUACUUUGCUGUUUCAUCUGUUGCCAAGUACGCUUGCCUGUAUUUGUAACACACACAUGCAAGAGUUUAUUUAAAGACAAUAAUUUGCUGUUCAACUUUUUCCUGUGUAUGUCUUUAUGAACAAUAUAUUGUCCAUGCUUCUGUAAGUCAGUCAGUUUUGAAACAUUUCAGUUUGCAAAUCGAGGAAAUAUAGCAGUGAUUGAAGGUUUAAAAGGGAUGUGUUAAAGCUUUUAGGAAGAACCAAGUGCCCUCUUUACUUUGUGGUUACCAAACCUGCUCCUUUAACACAUCAAUAGGUCUUUUGUUUAUUUUUAUUGAAACAAACAGCAGAAUGUCCCCAAUCUUUGAGCAUCACUGACCUCUAUCCUUGUCCACUCUCAGACAAAGUAUUGUGCUGCGAGGCUGUAGCGCUUUUGCUAAUGGCAGAUAGUUAGUUAGGUAAUGGCUAUUUAGCAGACAAACUGUGCGUGUGUGUGUGCGCGCGUGGGAGGGGAAUAAUCAACACAUGAUUGUAAUGUAAUGCAGUUUUGCAUUGGCACUAUAUAUAUAUAAAAAAGGUUUGGGAAAUGGAGGCCUGCUGUAUCUUUACUCCCUUGACUCUUUCAGGUUUCCUCAUCUCAACUCUGUCUCUUUCCCCUCAUUUCCUCUCUUCCUUCUGUUCAUUAUGUGUAACGUGAAUCUGAUUUGUACUACUGGAUGUUCUCACCGGAGCCACAAGUACCAUCUGUAUUCUUACUGAAACACAGCAUGGAAUUAACAUUAAACUUCAAAUUGAAAAAUGUUAAAUUAA